GAUGUCAUAAAUGUCUAAUCAGAGAAGAGUGUAGGAGGUUUCAUUUGAAACAAUCCAAAACGUUCUACACUACAGUUUGCAAAGUCUGAAUUGACUAGCGGCGGCCACCGCACAAGCGAAGGAUGCUCUAAGUAGAUUCUGGGAGAGGAAGAGAAAAAAACAUUAAUUUCACAAAGGCCGUCAACCCGUUCAGGAAAGCAAGCUGCAGCUGCAUCUGUUUGGCUAUGCAAACGAGGUAGCUUGGAAGGAAUAUGCAGGGAAACUAGUCGGCAGGCUAAAAAGAAUAAACCGUUAUGAAAGUCUUGGUAGGAAACGUGUCUGGGGCAUGCUUAGGUGGUAUCCAGGAUAUAUUGCAUUGUCAGUUCCACCUUCUCCGCUGUUUUGCAUUGAACAGUUAUUAUGGUCACUUUGCAUUAAGGUUUGUUGCACUGAUCUAUACAGAAGUGGAAUGUGCUGUUAUGAGAACAUGAAGAGAAUUCUACAGUCUGGACAUUCAUUCAGCAUGGGAAAGUUUGAGUUUCUUGAAAAGACAACCGCUUCAUAAAGACGCGGAAGAUUUUGGACAUCCCUGUACUCUGUAAUUGGGAAAACUGAAGGCGCUGGAUUAAAAUUACCAUUGGUGAAUGGUGGCCGUUGCCUUGCUGUACGAAGAAACGUGCAAACUAUUCAUUAAUGAUUUGCAUUUGUAAGUGUUAUUCGCCACCGUUUGCGAGGACUGAUAAGAAUGUGUAACGGAAUUGGAACAAAUUAUUAAAAAGAAGGAUAACACAGUGUUUGGACAGUUUCCGUGGCUGCAAAUCUAAAAUAUAGGGCUGCCAGAAAGCUAUAUGAAGCUUAUUCAGUUCUAUAAUAAAAACACAACCGCGUAAAAGGAAUAUGCAUGUUUCAUUUUUAUUAUCCAUGGAGGACAAAGGAAUAUGGUCUUUUUGGCUUAUUUAGUAUAACGUCUUUAUUGAUCAGUGCCAAUACACUCGUGUAAUGCAUGUAAGAAUGGGAUUUUCCAGUUGAAGAAGCGUUUUGCCUGUAUUAAAAUUUCAUCAAUGAAAACUGGAUUUGGUGGUCAUUUUACUCACUGUUGAUGCAAAAAGAAACAUUACUGCCAACCAUAAUUAAUAUGAUGUAAGAAAACAAAGGCAACAUAUGUACAGAAAGGAAUAAUAAUAAUAAAACAGAAAGACGGUAUUUGGUAAGAUGUGUGGUUUAUGUAAUUCGCAUUGUACACAUCCUUUAUGCGUUUAAGUGGAAACUGGCAAGAUAAACGGCGAAAAGCCAUCAUCCUGGGAGGAAUUUUAUUGCUGUUGGAUGAAAAUGUCAUGAAUUGUAUGAAAUGGAAAAGAUGAUUCAUUUGGUCAUUGGCUCUGAGGUCGUCUGCUCCAGAACCUCUGGGUUUACCCGAGCCUACUGCGCCUUCUUACUGGGGUCUGUGGUGCUGGUUUCCGUGGCAACAAGCUCACCUGUAUCCGAUGAACAUCUGAUGGGAUAUAAUGAUUCCACAUCAUCAUACUUGUCAAUUAGGAUCCAAGAGGAAACAUCUGUACCAACGGAUACGCCACACACUGCCUUAACGGCGCACCCAACUGGAGCUCAAGCAAAAACAACAUUACCACAGCUAGACAGUACUUUGGGAGUCCCAUCUAAAUUUGCAGAAGAAAACGGCAGUAAUACACAAAGGACAGGCACCACUGCAUUGAGUCUCUCACCUUUAGUGGAUUCUAGGCCAUUACCUUCCACAGCAUCCUCUGCUUCUUCACCUUCUAUUGGUCCUACCAGUCAACAGAGCAUGUCUAUGUUUACCAAAGGACUUACCGAAUCCCCAGUUCAGUCUGUGGGAUCACUUAAAAGUCCAGUGACAGCUUCAAGUGAACAACUUCAUAUUGCUUCUUCUAGUAUUCCCAGUCAUCGUUUUUUAGGAAUGGUUGGAGAUCCCCCUUUGUUAAGAACAAGUCUUCCAUUAGAACCUUUCUCAGAGUAUUAUUCCAGCACUGUAGAAGCUCCAAGCAAAACACCGGACUUAAGUGAUACAAUAGCAGGUACUAAUAUACCUCAUGAAGGACCAAGUAGCUUAAAACCCCUGAUGCUGUUUGCAAGUUUUGUGCCUUUCCUCAGACCUUACACUAUUUUGGUAACUGAAGAGCUGACUCUAGUUCCAACAAAAGAAUUAUAUCCAGCUGAGUCGAUAGAGACUGAUUUUGGAUCUGGGGAUUAUCUCGAGACAAUGACAUUAAUACGAUCAGAGGUGGAUGAACUCUCGCCUUUUACCAGUUUACCUAUCGACAUGUAUGAUGUGGAGGAAUCCAGCACGGAGGUCUAUGACACAUCGUUCCAUUUAAGGCCUGUUCUGUCGAUGUCUUCGAUGUAUAUUGCAACUGCCGAGUCAGCUUUGGAUUUUUCAAGCAGUUAUGAUGCAGGCCUUAGAACCAUUGAUCCUACAUCUGUUUAUUCCUCCCACAGCCACACUUCGCUGGACUUGAUAAGCCCUCCAGAACAUGACGUCACUGAUAUCGAUUCUUUAUCAGACUGGAAUGACGAACCCUUCCCUUUAGAACCGACUGAGCUUCUUCUACCUGACAUGAAUAGUUUGGAAUAUUAUUCUACUUUACUAGCCAUAGGAAAUGCAAGUUUAUCAAAACAAAAUAACAAUAAUAAUUCGACAGCGCACACAGGCCAUGUGUCAACAGCAUCAAUAAAGGUACCUGGUAUCGUACCCACAGGAUUAUUAGUAACAGACACUAGUCAUCUGUUUACGUCAUUUACCGUUGAAUCAAAUGAUCUGUCUUCUUUGCCUUCCCUUGAAUCAAGCACUCCCACAACAUUGUUACCAAUAGCAGUUUCAUCUUUUGAACCAAGUAGCAGCACUUCAUUUAUAAACUCCACAUUAGACCCAUUCAGUCCUCUAAUGUCAGAGACUUCAAGCCUUAACAUAUCUGAAUUUGUUAAUAUGGAGACUUCAGGCUAUCAUUCAUCCAUGAUUUCUCCACCAAAGACUUCUAUCUUUGACACAACACCCACACCCUCUUUGAAUACAUCAGUGCAUUUGGUGGAGCCUUUGGUGGUGCAGACCCAUGCAGGCGACUUAUCAGCUUCUCUUUGGGACAGCUGGGUGGAAUCUACUGCAGCAAUGGAUCAUUUUGCAUCUUCCAACAAAACAGCUGUUCCUCCUGCAGGGCUGCCAACUUCAGAAGUAGAGACCACACCCGCUACAAGCAGUGCUUUCAAAGAAGAGCCCAUUUUGACUUCAUCUUUUUUCUCUGUUCAACCCACCACACGGCUGCCAGAUAUCUUUUCUAGUUCAAUUUCGGAUGAUGCAACCCCCUUUCUCACUACCCAGAGGUUUGCCCCCUCCUCAGUUGGAUUCCCUGUGAGCAGCAUUUCUGAGAUAUCGGUGUCGGCAACGUCUGUGUACAUUUCUCCUUCUCCCACUGAGCUUACUCCUGUUGUCACUGUUGUACCUGCCCCGUCUCCCCCGCCUGUGACACCCAUGACAAAUCACAGCACUAACAUUGAAACUAAUCCAACGGAAAACACUGUGACUUCAGUAACCGAUUCUAGUACAGUAACCACCAGAAACACAGACUCUGCUUCAGCUACAGCUGCCAUUCCCACCACAACCACAGUUACUAUUUUAAAGUCUACACCCAUCGCUGAUACCACCCCCACAGUGGAAACGACAACAACAACAACAACAACAACAACCACCACCACCACAACAGCCCUGCCUUACCUUUGUGACAUCACCAUGUCAGACUUGUAUAUAGUCAGAUUAGAACUUGCCAAGGGAGCACAGCUGGAGAACGCAAAAGCAUAUAUGAAAGAGGCUCUGAGUGUUCAAUUCAACCGCACAGUUAAACUGCAGGUGCUGAAUUAUCCCCCAGAUCUCACCAUUCUGGUUACCUCAGGUCCUGUUGUCUACACAGCAAUAGCUGUCAUCAAUGCCUUGCAUCCGUCUAUAAGGGAUACCUCUCUCAUUGCCUCUCUUAAUGCAGUAUCUGCAGCACCUGACCACCAGUUCCAGGUUCACACAGUACUUCAGUUUGUCCCCAACCACGUUGACGUGAGGUUUUGUAACUUCAGCGAACGCAUUGAGCAAGGAUUGACAAUGGCAUUCUCAGAAGUACGAAGAAGAUACCAGGAAACGACCAGGUUCACUGUGCACGUCUUAAACAUAACCACAGAUGUGUCUAAUGUGGGGAGACUGCUGAGGAGUCCUGUGGAUAUUACCUUUGCCAUUCAAGAUUCAUUUGGCUUCCUGAGUGGCUCAGACGUGAGCAACCUCAUGAGGAUUUUAAACACGGUGGAGUUCAGCUUCUAUCUGGGCUUUCCAGUGCUACAGAUAGCUGAACCUUUUCACUAUCCAGAGCUCAAUGUGACCCACCUACUGAGGUCAUCGUGGGUCAAAACAGUUGUUCUAGGUGUCUAUGAGCAGGGAGUAAAUGCCAAGAAGUUUCAGGCUGAGAUGGAGCGCAAGUUAGCCCAGCUGCUUGAAGAGGUCCUGGGUCCAAGCAGGCGAUGGAGGAGAGCCACCAACGUGGGAAACAACAGCGUGCAGAUUGUAAAAAUGUCAAGGAUUGAAGGCAGUGACAACCCCCUGGAGUUGAUCUACUUUGUGGAGGGUCAGAAUGGAGAGAGGCUAAAUGCUGUCAGUGCUUCCAGCCUUAUAAACCGGAUUGACCUCCAGAGAGCUGCCAUCGUCCUGGGCUAUCGAGUACAAGGCACACUGGCUCAGCCAGCUGUGGAGAAGAUCAGUGCUCCUUCGUCUGAGACCCAGAACAACAACCUGUGGAUCAUCGUGGGGGUGGUGGUGCCGGUGAUAGUGGUCGUCAUUAUAAUCAUCAUUCUCUACUGGAAGCUCUGCAGGACUGACAAGCUGGAGUUCCAGCCAGACACCAUGAGCAACGUCCAGCAGAGACAGAAGCUCCAGGCCCCCAGUGUGAAAGGGUUUGAUUUCGCUAAGCUGCACCUCGGGCAGCAUAAUAAAGAUGACAUCCUGGUCAUCCAGGAGCCAGCUCCGCUGCCGAUGCCUGUAAAGGAAAUGACUCCGUCAGAGAACGGCGACGUCCCCAGCCCCAGAUCCAAGACCUCUUCAAAACCCUGCAGAGGAGACCGGCGACGAGGCAGAAUUUCCCCGUCUGAUGCUGAGUCUACAGUAAGUGAGCCAUCCAGCGGGAGAGAAUCUGCUGAAGAGUCCAUGAGGGCCUCUGUGACCCAGAGUGAGACCAAACAACAGCGCAAAGUAGCCAAGAAUGGGAAGAAUAAAGUCGGACCACCACAAAGCAAUGGCACAGAAGAACAGCUGUCCUCUGCUUCUAUUUUCGAGCAUGUGGACAGGAUUUCACGGUCUUCAGAAGCCAGCAAGCGCCUUCCGAACAAGAUCCAGCUGAUCGCCAUGCAGCCCAUGCUAGCGCCCCCGAUACACAACCCAGUCGUCACGGAAACCUCCAAAAUAAAUAAAGAGAUUCAGACGGCACUUAGACAUAAGUCAGAGAUUGAACACCAUCGCAAUAAGAUCCGACUGAGAGCCAAGAGAAAAGGGCACUAUGACUUUCCAGUCAUGGAUGACAUUGGAGUCACCGACACAAAGGAGAGCAAGCGGAUCUACGAAAAAGCACAGCUGCAGAUUGACAAGAUCCUGAACCCUGACAACCACGUCCCCUCUGUGUUUAUAGAAUCCAAGAAGAGUUCAAGAGGAAAACGUUCUCCAAAACAGAGAAGGAAGAACCAAAUAAAUGGCAACCUGAUUGACGCAGACAAGGACAGACUCAUAACCACAGACAGCGAUGGGACCUACAGGAGGCCCCCAGGAGUCAACAACGUGGCUUAUGUUUCAGACCCUGACCAGCCUCUGGAGCAGCGAAGCCCCUCCCCUCAGGAGAACGAGGUAUUCUCUACCUCCCCCACACACAGCCCCAUCCCCCCUCCCCCCUCGUACCUGCCCCCGCAGCCCUCCAUCGAGGAGGCCCGGCAGCAGAUGCAUUCCCUCCUGGAUGACGCCUUUGCCCUGGUGGCACCAAACAGCCUCGGAAGCAACGCUGGGAUCACGCUGCCCGGGGUCACAGUCGCCAGCAGGGGCACUGGCACUGGCCAGUGGGGCUCACCUAACACACCUGGCCAGGGGCCCAAUCCUUUCUCAGCACGUUAUGCAGAGCUGGGAAUGUCUCCUCCAUCAGGACUAUUACAAAGCAGACAAGGCCUUGGUCCAGGGUAUCUGCAGUCGGGAGAGCCAGGUCGGCAGGAGCGGCCAGAGAGCUUGUAUUCCAGCAGAGGGGUCUAUGGUGAAGACGUUCCUUCGUCUGCACGGCCUCGACCAGUAGGGGGCACUACAGGUGCACAGCUCCACCACCUAACACAGGUGGGACUGUCCAGUCGGAUCAGCUCCCACCCAGGACAGGUUCUGCCGGGGAGGGCAGCUCCAAGCCAACCAGGGGCCUCUGGGUGGGCUCCCUAUCGGACAGACGAAGAAUUCACAAGAACGGGUCACCACAGGGACCCUAUGCUUGGGUUCCCUGACUACUCCUCGUCCUCAAUGUUCCAGAUGCCCAGGACUGCGCUGAGGGAGCCCCUGGCUCCAGCUGCCCACCUCCAGCACAGUGUUCUGGAACCUGUGGGGGCUGGCUUCCCCUCAGCAACCGCCGAAGAACCCCCGCCAGGCCACUCCUCAGCCUCCCUCAUCAAAGCAAUCCGAGAGGAGCUCAUGCGGCUUUCACAGAAACAGACCACGGUGCAGAGCUUCCACAGCUGAUCUGCCUCCUAUACACAACCAAUCCCUCCUCCCCAACAAGGAAAUGCUUCCCAUGGAAGUUCCCAGUCGCAGAACCGGACCAUACAUGAAGAUAUCUUUAUAGCAGUACUGGAACCAAAGUAGAGGGCAAAACAGGGCAAUACCCAGAUUACAGGUACAUGAUGCCCACCCACCCGUUUGAUAAAUAGGGAUUAUUUUGCUGUAAGUCUGCAGUAGCUGCUCUUCAGCUGCUCACCCAACAAGGUCAUGAGUUCUGCUCCCAGUUUCUGUAGCUGCAACACCAGUGCUAGCUCACAGUCUUUUGAGUCUCGUUUCAUAGAUUUGCUGUGGUGGAAUUCAUCAUUACCUAUGAGUUUGGCAACAGCGGCCAAACUUUUCUUGAAGGCAUCCCCUAGAGUGCAAUGAUGGGGCAAGCUGUCUAACUACAGCUCACUGCUCACUUUCAGGCCUAGGCAGAUGGCCUCCAUAAUGGACAAUGUAGCAAGACCACUGUGUAAUGUGCAUGGUGAUUGGAAUUGUUCAUAUGUUUUGUAUGAUUUUUCUCCGAACUAUACGAUAACUUCACUGCUUCAUAAUGAAUUAAAAAGACAAGUCAGUUUGUUGUUCAAUCCCAAUCUUAUUGUAUACAAUACAGGUUCUACAUAGCUACUGUUGAAAUCUUCCUGAUUUUCCUUGGUGCUAAAAAUCAAGCUGUCCCAACACAAAGAACACAUUGCCUUUCUUCUUAAUGUCUGGGUACCAUGGUAAUGAAACAUCGACAGUCACAAUUAACCUGAAUGUGAUUUCAGACACGAAAAGGUUACAAGGACUCAGUGUCUUUAACUUACUGUAAUUUCUUCUCGAGUAGAUCAGUGUCUAUUAUGCACAGGCCUUCAGCUUACAUACAAUAUAGCACAAUAUAACAUGUUCAUUAUUCAGGUAAAAACAAGAGACUCGACAGCUCUUUGAGUUAUGGUUAUGACGAUGCUGAUCAGGUACCAUAUAAGAGAAAGCGUAUGCCAACUUUGAAGGUAAAAGGGGUUUUAACUUUUGUAUAGAAACCCUGUUUUAACGUCUUAAGCAAUAGUUUCCAACAGUCUUAACAUGUACAAACACUGUUUUAUUUUUACACUGUAGGUCACGUGAUAGUUUUCUCAGCUAUAUUUCACAUGCGUGUCUCACUCAUUACUGUUGCAUAUAGUCUGUUUCUGUUCUUUCUGGAAAAGGUACAUUGGUGUUUUGAAUGGGAAACCCAGAGAUGUAACAGGGGCUGUAAAGUGUUGCAAACUCUUUUAGGAUGCAAACACAAAUGUAUUUAUUUAUUUGUGUCUUUUUUUUAUGAAAUCGUAGCAUUGGUGGAAAUUUCUUUAGAAUCAGUUACAGUGAGAGAAAUAAGAUGAAGAGUAGUGUUUGGGGAUUGUUUUUUUCACUGGCCAUCUGCAUAAAGCCUGUUGGCUAACUAGCAAUUACAUAAUUAUUUCGGCAUGCUGGGCUUUGGUCUGUAGCUAUACCACUUCUCAGAUAAGUGGAAUGAGCUCAUACUGUGCUAUUGAAAUCUGGAAUUGUUGCACUUCUGUGAAACAUGAUAGAAUGCAAACCACUUUUUAUUCAAUUUCUACUGACACUGUAUAUCUGGACAUUUUCAAAAAGCUUUAAAUCAGCAGGCAUACUGGGGAGGUAGUGUAACUGGAUACAGACAUGCCCUUGCACUCAUUGCUAAACGGCACAAAAAGAAGGUAGGAAAGAGAUGAAUAUAUGGAGUACUUUACCAGGAGUAAGCAGCCUGGAUUCCUGUUGCAGUAGACAAAGCUGCAAAGUGUUCAUGCUAAUGUGGACUGGAGGUUCUGGCUUACAGUUGCACAAUGGGAGUGUCUCAGAAAUCCAGUAUAUAGUACAUGUGAAGGGAUAAACCUUCAACUAUAAGUUCAGUCUCAAUGCCGUGAAAUUGUCUCGCAUUCCAUUUCUCCAGGAAACUGCAAUCAGUCAAGUGUUAUAAUUCCUCACAGUUACUAUGGUCCCGUUGUGAACUGGGUAUAAUUGUGAGGCAUUUAGAAUAAAGGUUACCAGAUACUAGCAGUGCAUUUUGUUCAAAUAAGUAGCUAAGGACUAGGUAAGUAAGAUUUGGCAUGUGUAUUUAAAUGUUAAGCAUCUGCUUGUGAGAAUAUAAAUAGUUUGUAAUCAUUGGGUACACAAACUAAUUGAUAGUUGCUUACAUGGGAUCAUUCGUACUUUAAAGACACAAAUAGGAUUGUUACAUUCAAUGUGAGCCCUUAGUCCAGCAUGUGCCUUAUAAUAUUACCACACCUGUGUAAUACUUAAGAUGAUUUGCAACCAAAUAAUACUUAAGAAUCACUUUGCAACCAAACUACCAAUUGCAGUGGUUGAGUUGAGAUUCUAUGGAAAUUGCCACCUCAGUAGUUAAUUAAUGAUGCAAAAGGUUGACCUGAGCAAGUAGAAUUAUAUUUAACUCCAAAUCGUGGUCGUGUCGUCGUAACAUGUUGCGACUGUCACCCAUAACCAUGUACACAUGUGACCAGUGGAAUCACCACCUGCCUGAGAGUAUGGUCCUUUGUUUUCCAUGUGUGAGAUGUUUGUAAAUGUGACUGUUCGUAAGUUUCUCGUUUUGUGAAGGAAAAAGAAAAUGUUGGCAGGUCCAACAGAGGUUUGUUUUAUGAACUGCAUGAUUUAUGAAUAUUAGGUUUUAAUUAUUUACAAUAUGUAUGAUGUGCAUGUCAAAAAUAAAUAAGUUAAAAAAAAAAAAAAAGACAGCUCAGCAGAGAUUCAUGUUUAAAUUUAAGAAAUUAAAAAAAAAAAACAUAGAGUAAAGCCUCAUGUAAAAAUGCACAAGAUUUUUAAGAGAUGUAUCUGUAGUUCUGCAUUGUAGCUGCCAGGAACCUGGCGUGCUCAUAUGUAAAUGAAAUGCAGUAUUAUAAUGCAAUGAAUAAUCACAGUCAGAACCCACGGAGGUGAUGUGGAAACAUUUACUGAAUGAUUAUUACUGUUUUACUAGGCUUAAACAUGCUAGCAGAAGCUCACUCUGGCUAAAUUACUUACUGUUCCUCGUCAUAAUAGGAGAAUACAGGUGACCCAAUUUCUAUAUUAACAGAAAAGAAAAUAUCAUAAAGUUUUGUGUGUGGGAAGUACAGUACAUACCCUGACUGGACAACUUAUGUUUUAUUCCAGUGUUUUACACUAGUUCCUUAUUAUGAAGGCAACCAGAAGUGACUUCUAAUAAUAAGCUGAGAAUAUUGAAUUCCAUCUUCGGGGGUAGAAUGGAUAUUGUGUGUGAAAAAGAUACAUCACUCUUGAAUGUGGGUUGCAAAGUAUUUUGCUGCUGGGCUUUACUGAGUGUGUUCAGCCGUAUUCAGAGCCCUUACAUUCCAUAUCUAUUAAACACCCGACACAAGGAGUUCAUUUUUAGGAUAAGCAUAUAGAAGGACCAAAAAUACAUCUUAUGCAUGUAAUAAAGGGUACAAUAGAUUAGUGACAUUUGUGCGCUGUAAACAUGACUCUCAUUGUCAGCUUUUAUAAGAAAGAGAGGAAUUAACCCACAAAAGAUGAACCUGUAAUAAUGUAUUUAAAUGGUUUUCCUUCUUGCCAUUUGUCAUUGCAAAGGUAACUCUGCUUAGCACCAUUAUGAAAAAUAAUUACUGUUUUUUCUUUUUUUGGGGGGGGGGGGGGGAGUUUGUUCAAAAACAGAAUGGGUUUUUAUUGUAUACAGUAAUGAAAUAUGAACACUGUGUAGCACAAGGAUACAUUGAAUUACCAGUAUGGUGGAAUACAAUAUACACCUUGACAUUGCAGUAAUGUAUUAUAUCAUGGUCAACAUUUGAAUAUUAUAGAAUACAGUUACACAUAUGGGUGUAACACAACCAGGGUAAUACAAAGGAAAAGUGCACACAAAUCAAUAUAAAAUGCACACAUCUUGUCAAACACAGGGAGAAAUACAGUAUUUAUAAUGAUCAGCGCUGAAGGUUAAGUGACUCUUUCUUAAUUUCCUCUGCUUAACAUUUAAAAUAUAUAUUUUUACAUGGAUACUGUACCUGCAAAGUCGUCUACACAUACUGCAUUCAUUAAGAGAUCCAAUGACAAAUCCAGGAAUUACAUUAGCCAUGUACCAGCUUGUAAUCUACUUCAGGAAUCAAGUCACCAGUCGAAUGCUUUAAAAUACCUUAUAUUGUGUUUAUGUACAGUAUGCAGCAACACAUUCAUUCUAAAUCCAAAUUUGAAUUACAGUAGUAAAUCAAAAAUGCACAACCUGUUUCUGUUUCUGACUGUUGUGUGUAUGGACUGCCUAACAUUAAAAGUCUAGUAAAACAAUACCUUAUUUCCAAAAAACCACUCUGUAUAUAGCUUCCUUUCAUAUGGUAUUUGCCUGUCAUCACUUUUAACAUUUUGUACAUCACUGUUGCAUUUAGAAUGACAAGGUUUGACAUGGAAAAUGUAGAUGUUCAGUAUUACAGUAAACAUGUGAAUAUGUGUCUUCUGGUUUUGAAAAAAAAAAAAGUUUUUUGAAAUUAUGGACUUUGUGUCUUCUACUUGGAAUAGCUAAAGCACACAUUGCUUGGAAGGGCUGUGCUGGUCAACAAGCAAAAUCUCAAGCAAAAAAAAACAAACAAACAUAUGUUUCAAUUAUAAGCUGUGGAAGUCAAAGGAAAACCAUGUCAGGCCUUACAAUGUAUACAGUACUUAAAACAAUAACACUAGCAAGUUCAGGCAGCUCCACCAGGUAACAUCUCCAUUUUCAUUUCAGGUUAGGUCGGGUUAAUGUUAGGGUCAGGGUUUCGUUUUAGAUUUGGGGUUUAGGGUUAGGGUUAGGGUUAGGAUUAGGGAUUAGGUUUAGGGUUUGGGUUAACGUUAAGGUUAGGGUUAGGUCGGUUUAGGGUUAUGAUUAGGGUAGGGUUAGAGUUAGGUUGGAUUAGGAUUAGGGUUGACACUGGUAAUCAAUUCCAUUAUAAUUGUAAUAUUUUUGUACCAUUGUGUGGCCAUUUCUGAUAAUACUGUGGUCUGCUUUUGACUCUGGUGUAGCUUCUUCAGGGUAAUAUACUGGUGUUAUCUAUCUGGCCUAAUGAUGCAUUGUUUAUUUAUCUAGGUACUACUAGACAAACAGUUAGGUAAAUAACCCGCUGGCCUCAUUUUGAAGUUGGAGUGUUUUGUUUGUUGACUAGCUGUCACCACAGGCCUACAGGCAUUGCUCAUACACCACUAGCUCAGCUAGAACCUGGCAGCUGUCUGGCUCUUGACAGGCUCUGUUCUUUGGAACUCAUUUUGCUUUUAUUAGCAAAGUAAUUCCUGGUGCUUUAACAUUUUAUAUAGCCUUUUUACAAAGUGAAAGCUAUUCUUGUAUUCUGCUCUACACUGACACUUUGUCACAAAGAGGACAUCUUAAAAGACUGGAACCUCCAUAUUUUAUCAGUAUAUGCUUCCAUGUGUGGACUCUACGCCUCAUGCAGUAUCUUCUUUCUUGUAAAAUAAAACAUGUUGCUAGCUGCAUUU
Acipenser ruthenus (sterlet) is the source of this 12211-nucleotide messenger RNA. RefSeq names its product UPF0606 protein KIAA1549-like. Lineage: Eukaryota; Metazoa; Chordata; Actinopteri; Acipenseriformes; Acipenseridae. The record is from RefSeq and is a predicted model, not a curated record. Bases 1328 to 6736 code for a protein of 1802 amino acids. The transcript has 21 exons.